Messenger RNA from Tripterygium wilfordii, 1928 nucleotides. RefSeq names its product protein DETOXIFICATION 21-like. The record is from RefSeq and is a predicted model, not a curated record. Lineage: Eukaryota; Viridiplantae; Streptophyta; Magnoliopsida; Celastrales; Celastraceae. The transcript has 9 exons. Gene Ontology annotation, biological process: xenobiotic detoxification by transmembrane export across the plasma membrane. The coding region runs from base 199 to 1671 and encodes 490 amino acids. Gene Ontology annotation, molecular function: xenobiotic transmembrane transporter activity; antiporter activity. Gene Ontology annotation, cellular component: membrane.
UUCUCUAUAAGCGACAAAAAAUGCAUUAACUAUAGAGAAAGAUGGCCUGGGAAGAGUACAAUUAGCCAAUAAACAAAAAAGCAUAAAUGGCGACCAUUGUUGUCUGUUAAAAGAUGAGGUUGUUCCUCUGCUGAAAGUGUUCUUGGGCUUUGCUUCAGAUAUUUGUACUGUUGAAGUGGCCUGGGAAGAGUACUUGAAAUGGAGGGGGACAUGAAAGAGAAGCUUUUGAGAAGAACACAACAAAAGAGCGAAGUCGAUGAGGAGGUUCCAUUGAGGGAGAAAGUAUGGACUGAGACGAAGAAGAUGUGGGCAGUAGCUGGCCCUGCCAUUUUCACUAGGUUCUCUACGUUUGGGGUAACUGUAGUUAGUCAAGCAUUCGUUGGUCAUAUUGGCCCUACAGAGCUAGCUGCCUAUUCACUUGUCUUCACAGUCUUCUUGAGGUUUGCUAAUGGCAUCCUGCUGGGGAUGGCUAGUGCAUUGGAAACUCUAUGUGGGCAAGCAUAUGGUGCAAAACAGUACCACAUGCUUGGAAUCUAUCUUCAAAGAUCAUGGAUAGUUUUACUACUGACCGCGAUCCUCAUUCUUCCCAUAUUUGUCUUUACAACUCCAAUUUUAAAGUUCCUCGGCCAGGAAGAGGAUAUUGCUAAAGUUGCUGGAACAAUUUCUCUGUGGUUAAUCCCAGUGGUGUUUUCUUUCAUUGUGUCCUUUACCUGCCAAAUGUUCCUGCAAGCACAGAGCAAGAAUAUGAUAAUAGCAUAUUUGGCAGCAUUUUCAAUUCUGAUCCACAUUCUUCUUUCAUGGCUUCUCACUGUGAAAUUCAAGUUUGGGCUUCCGGGGGCAUUGUUAUCGACAACUUUGGCUUAUUGGAUUCCAAAUGUGGGUCAGCUAUUGUUUAUUACUUGUGGAGGAUGCCGUGAAACAUGGAAAGGUUUCACUUUCCUUGCUUUCAAGGAUCUUUACCCAGUUGUCAAGCUUUCUUUGUCCGCUGGUGCGAUGCUUUGCCUUGAGCUUUGGUACAAUACAAUUCUUGUUCUUCUAACUGGAAACUUGAGCAAUGCCAAGGUUGCAAUUGAUGCUCUUGCUAUCUGCCUCAACAUAAACGGAUGGGAAAUGAUGAUAUCCCUUGGUUUCUUGGCUGCAGCUAGUGUCCGAGUAUCGAAUGAGCUAGGAAGAGGGAGCUCAAAAGCUGCAAAGUUCUCGAUCAAAAUGAUAGUUCUGACAUCAUUUUCCAUUGGAUUCGUGUUGUUUCUUAUAUUCCUAUUUAUGAGGGGAUAUGUAGCUUACAUAUUUACUGAAAGCCCUAACGUGGUUAAAGCAGUCGCAAAUUUAUCACCAUUAUUGGCUAUCUCGAUACUUCUGAACAGCGUGCAACCUGUGCUCUCUGGUGUUGCUAUCGGGGCGGGAUGGCAGAGCAUUGUGGCAUAUGUUAACUUAGCCUCUUACUACCUGGUUGGGAUCCCCAUCGGAGUUGUGCUUGGUUACGUAUUCAAUCUGCAGGUUAAAGGUGUUUGGAUGGGGAUGCUAUGCGGGAUACUGCUUCAGACUAUUGUACUCAUAGUGAUAACUUCCAAAACUGACUGGGAUAAUCAGGUUGUUAUAGCUCGUAACCGUGUACAGAAGUGGUUUGUUGCUGAAUCUGAGGAACAUAAUAACAACCAGCAAGAUGCUUGACUUCGAAUGGCCUGUUUGGCAGAGCUUAUUUUCGAGCUUAUAAGCUUCCAAUCACUCCACAUAAACUACCGUAUAUGUUAGCUUAUAAGCUCUAAUAAAUUCCAAAAAAAUAAGCUUCAAAUUGAAGCGUAUUUUAGAGCUCAUGUUUUGUUUUUAUUUUUUUCAUUUUUUCUUUGUUUCUUCUUUUUUACUAUGAUAAUAUUAUAAACUUUUUUUAUUUCAUCUUUUUAAUUAAAUUUAAUAGUCUUUUUUUGAGC